Heterocephalus glaber (naked mole-rat) is the source of this 5298-nucleotide messenger RNA. Lineage: Eukaryota; Metazoa; Chordata; Mammalia; Rodentia; Bathyergidae. The record is from RefSeq and is a predicted model, not a curated record.
GACCAGAGGCGAGUUGGACGACAGUUGGGCGAGAUGGCUCUGCAGCUGGGUCCAGACGAACUGCUGCACGUAUUUUUCUUCCUGGAGGCCCAAGACCUUAUGUGCGCCACACAGGUCUGGAAUGAAGUUUCACAGACCAAGGAAUUGUGGAGGCAUCUGUGUCUGAGUCGCUGGUCCUUCUGCAAAGCCUCCUGGAUGGUCCUGGGCACACAAACAUGGAAACAGUACUAUCUCUGCCAGUCUGAGCUGGAGUUCCGAGUGGCAUCUGGGUGACCCGUGAAGGACUGCAUCUGCAAAGCAAUUGCUGGGCAUAGAGGAUACAUAGGGCAGCUGGCCUACAUUUCAACCAAUGAGUACUGGUUCAAUGGAAGGGAGAAAUCUGUGAUUUGUACUCUGUCCUCAGACUGUACUGUGCGUGCCUGGGAUUUGCAUGAGGGCACAGAGAUCUGGUCCAGCCCUUGGCAGCCUGUUCCUCUGAAAAAUUUGGUGACGUAUCCUCAGCUGCAACUUUUUGUCACCACAGACAACCAAGGAUUGAUCAAAAUGUGGAAAGCAGAGACUGAAUGGGAAUUGGCCUCCUUCUGCUUACCGACCUCCACUUCUGCAGUGGAGCCCUGUUACUGUCCAGAGGCCCCCUUCCUGCUGGCAGCCUGUGUUAACGGGAUCCUCUACACCCUGAGAGUGCCUCAGCUGCAAGUGGUCUCCACAAUGACUGUGUUUUCUAACACCUUUGGAAAUCUGCUCUGCUCUCCUGACCAGCAAUGGGUAUUUGUGUCUCCACAGGACUCAGAUGUGCACCCAAAGCUGUUCUACACUCAGUCCUUGCUAUACCCAUUAGAUAAGCCUCCUGUCUGCACUACCCUCCCUCUCUGGAUGUCAUCUCAAGCCUGCUGGGCACCCGAUGAAUUGGCCAGACUGAUUGUGGUGCACAAAAAUGAAAAUGAAGAUGACAUGCAGCUGGUUGUCACUACCUUUGAAUUAAGAGCCAAGAAAUCAUCCAAGAACAGGGUGGACAUUCUGAUAAAACAGGUGGCCAGUUUCUUGCCAGACACCUUGAUGUCACCUCACCUAAAGGGAAGCAAUACCCUGGGGCUGACUUCCGGAUUGGAGCUGAUGCUGUUCACCAUACAUGGUCUGCAGCUGGUAGCUUUCCAGGACCACCAGAAGCCCAUCACAUCCAUGCGGGUGGACCUUGACUGAGUCAUCACCUCCAUGGACCUCUCCUUACGUGUCUACGUGUGGAAUAAGGAAAAUAAAUUUCCAGUCCUCAAGAGCUGCUAUCACUUGCUUGGAGGAUCCCACAAAUGGGCCAGUGGAUUUACCCAUGUGGAAAGUGACAGCACAAACAUUGUUGGAGUGGAAGCCAGAAGCAAUGGAACAAGCAUUCUGAGAUCAUAUUGCUUCAAAAUUCAGCAUGUCUAAAGAUUAUCCCAGUUGGAGGUACUCUCACUUUGGUAGAACUUGAAUACAUACAAAGACCAACUUGACUAUGUUGUCAAUAUUGGGAAAGGAAUUUGUAAUUCUCAGAUGGCCACUCCAUACCCUGCACACUGUACUGUGUGACUUAAACCCUCACUAUAUGCCAAUGAAGUGUAUACUGUUAUCUGAUCUUAAAGAAAGUAAAAUUUAAAAGAGUAAUUAGUCAUUGUUAGCCUACUUUUCAACUGCUACACAAACUGCCCAUGAUUUUUCAGAUCAUAGGUGGUAGACAAGUUGAAUGUUAAGUCUGAGGGCACUAGAAAGCCCAUGCUUAAUAUAUUAAAAUUACAACAAUUGUUUUUUGUUUUGACUCACAUUUAGAUGUCCCCCAAAAGCCUCAUGUUUUUGUAGGUGGGGCUUUAAAAGGUGAUUGAAUCAUGGGGUGCUGUACCUACAUGUGAUGUUAGGAGGGGGCCUAGUCAGAAGAGACAGGGUGCUGGGGGUAUGACCUGGCAGGGAUAUCUGCUCUUCUUGUUCCUCCUUUUGCCCUCUGCUUCCAGGUUGCCAUGUGGUGAGCAGCUUUUCCUCCACUGUGCCCCUCUGCCAUUUCAUUCUGCCCUGGAAUGAGCCAGCUGAAUGUAACCAUGAGCCAGCUGAAUGUAACCAUGAGCCAAAAUAAACCUCUUUAAGUUGCAUGGGUCAGGCAUUUUGUCUCAGUGACUAAGUGACUUAAGACAUUUUUGUUUUGCAAAUAUGCAAUUAGGUAAAGAACAUUUUUUUCCUAUUCUGUUAUGUGCUUUAGAUGUACAUUGUUCUUGCUGUCCAUAGAUGAAUUUUUGGUGCAACGUUGCAUAAUUGUAGAGCUGCCAUCUUUUAUUUUAUAUUGUUGGUACCCCCUGUAAUAGGUCAGUAUGAAAGGCCUGGCUGGGUCAGGGGACAUAACACUCAGAGUUAUUAGUUGUGAGCAAUAAGCAUUGACAUUGACUGACUAAAACUGAAAAGGGGAUUUAUUGGAAUGAAAGGUUGGCGACAAAUUACUAAAUACUCUUCUGAAUUUGGAAAGAAGUAGCAAGUUACAAUGAAGUUAUAGGUAUAUGAAAUUUGUAAUGAAUAUAUAUUUGUAGUAAAUUGUGUCACAUGCCAUGUAUUUCAGUAAAGUAUGUUGAUAAUGAUAAUUAGUUCCCCCCCAGUGGAACUAAUAGGUAAACAUUUACCUACAUACCACAGAUGAAAGUGUUUUGUAACACUGUAGGGUGAUUUGUGAUUAAAAAAUUUAAAGUCUUGGCAGUAGUUCCAGCUACUCAAGAAGCUAAGGCAGAAGUAUGACUUUUUGAGCUCACAAGACUAGCCUGGCAGUGUAAUGAGACCCCAUAGACUUGAAGUCAGACCCAUACUCUUAAUUUGGAUCUUUUCACACCUGUUUUUGGUUAGACUGGCUAGGGAGUUGUAUAUUUUGUUUAUUCUUUCAGAGAACCACCUAUUGGUUUUCGUUUGUUUGUUUGUUUUGGUCUCAAUUUCAUUGAUUUCUGCUCUGUUAUUUAUAAUUUCUAUCCUUGUAGUUUUGGGUUUGAAUUGUCCUUUUUCUAGAACAUUGAAGUGGAUCAUCACUAGGUUAUUUAUUUGGGCUUGCUGUUUUUGUUAUGUGGGUAUGCACAGCUAUAAAUUUCUCUUUUAGGACUGCUCUCAUUGUGUCCUAAAUAUUCUGGUAUAUUGUAUUGGGAUUAUUGUUUAUUUCUAGAAACUGUCCUGUUUCUUCCUUGAUUUCUUCUGUAACCCCCCACCCUUUUUUUUGUACCAAGGAUCCAACUUAGGACCUUGUGCUUGCAAGGCAGGCUGUGGCACCACUGAGCUCAAUCCCCAGCCCAUGUAACCCAUUUUUAAGAGUAUAUUGUUUACUUUCCAGGCGUUUGCAUAGUUUCUGAGUUUUCUUUUAUCAUUGAUUCUAGUUUUACUGUACUAUGAUUUGAUAAUAUACAUAGUAUAAUAUUAAUUCUUUUAUAUUUCCUUAAGCUUGCUUUAGUGGGUAGUAUGUGGUCUGUUUUUGAGAAAGUUACACAUGCUGUGCAUUCUGUUGUUGUUGGGUGGAACCCUCUGUAGAUAUCUAUUAAACCUAUGUGUUUGAAGGUUUGAUUCAACUCUGAUAUUUAUUUGUUGAUUUUUUUUUUUGCCUAGUUGACCCAUUUGUGAUAGUGGGUUGUUACCAUCACCUAAUAUAAUUGUGUUCAUGUUUAUUAGGCCUUUCAUAUUCAUUAGUAAUUGUUUUAUGAGGUUGAGUGUGCUGUUGUUCAGUGCAUGUGUGUUAACAAUUGUUAUCUCCAGGUAGAAUUGUUCCCUUAACCAAAUAUAUAGUGACCUUCUUUGCCUCUUUUUAUCACUUUUGGCUUGAAGUCCACUUUGUCUGAAUAUAGGAUAGCUGCAUCUGCUUUUAACUGUUGCAUAGACUAUAGUUUUCCAUCCUUUGAUUUUUAGUCUCUGAGUUUCUUUUCGUGUUAAAUGUGUUUCUUGUAUACAGCAUACUGCUGUAUUUUGUUUCUUGUUCCAUUCUGUGUCUUUUGAUUGGGGAAUUGCCUGCACCUUAUGGGCACCUUGGACACCCAUUGGUCGGUGUGUGUCACGUCUCGAAGCAUUGCGAUUGGCUAGCGGGCAGGCGCAUGGAGGGUGGCAGGGCCCACUGGUCCUCAGCAAGAGCAGUAGCUCGCGGUGUGUGGCGCAUGCUCACGCGCAGGAAGUUGUUGUCCAGCCCUUGGGGCGGGACCCCUCUUCCCUGCAGACCCGGCUGUGACCCCUGGGCCAGGGCGGACCGUGAGAGCCCACAGGGCCGCAGUCAGGCCCAGUACCCGAGGACACUCGCAGGCCACUUCUCAGGCCGCCCCGCCCUUCCUCCCGAGCCCCAAGCCCCGCGGACGAGCAUAACGGACCCGCGGGUGCGGGGUCUCCGGAGCCCGAGGACACAGGACAGACAGGCUCUGAAUCUGCAGCCCUAGCUGACACACUCCUUAUGGCCCCUCGAGAUUUAUUUUUCCAACUGCAGGUAGCAAGGGGUUCCUUUGGGAGGCACCUCCUUGAGUGUUGCGAGCCAUCCUGCAGGGGCCUUUGGGGUUCAGGGUCGCACAUGGGCUCCCUGCCAGGCCAGGCUGCCAGAACCCCAGGCCCAGGGUGCGGAGCACCCCUCCAUCCUGCUCGCAGUGAACUGGGCUGGUUUCUCAGAAAAAUCCAACAUCUGGGUUUUUCAGCUAGUCAGUUCUGAUUUUAAGCGCUGGCUUUGGGGGGUGCGCCAGCAACCACAAUAAGCCAUUUGCAAGUUGGUUCAAGCCUGAGCUGGGGAUUUAGCUCAGUGGUUCAUGUGCAAGCGCAAGGUCCUGAGUUCAAUCCCUGGUACCAAAAAAAAAAAAAAAAAAAGGACUGAGUUUGUGACCUCAGAUUUAGAUCUAAUUCAGCUACUAAAUUGUUCAAAUGCCCUUCACCAAGUCACUUUUCUCCGGUACGCCCAUUCUCAACCCGGGUGACCUGCUCAGAUUCUUGGGGCCUAUGAUACAUUGGUUUGUGGCCAUGCAGAGGGCUUUACACUUUCUAAAAACUGAUUCUACUCCAAGUGGAAAGAGUUCUGAAGAUUGUACACUUUCUCCACUCUCCUGGGUCUUCUGUUUUAGGAAUUAAAAUACCUGUUUAAUUCUCCAGUUUCUUGAGUCUUCUGUUAUAAGAACUGAAAUAACUUUGUUUCAACCCGAUUUUCCAUUUAUUUAUUUAUUUUUUGGUACCGGGGCUUCAACUCAGGUCCUUGUACUUGCAAGGCAGGUGCAGUGCCACUAAGCUAAAUCCCUGCCCCUGCUUUUAUUUUAUUCUAUUCCCAAUCCUGUUACCCAAAUAGUUUGCAGUAUA